Messenger RNA from Colletotrichum paranaense, 384 nucleotides. RefSeq lists its product as uncharacterized. The record is from RefSeq and is a predicted model, not a curated record. The transcript has a single exon. Bases 1 to 384 code for a protein of 127 amino acids. NCBI's taxonomy places the organism in Eukaryota, Fungi, Ascomycota, Sordariomycetes, Glomerellales, Glomerellaceae.
AUGGUGACUCCCGGCCAAUACCCGGCGUUCCCUCCGGCACGAGGUCUUGGGAUCUUGGGGUUUGUUUCCAAGAAAUUCCCCCAUCUAUUAAUCAACACUACUCCAUACCUUAUGGAUAGGUACAACACACAUAAUGAGGCCUUCACCGCAAUACCGCCCCGGCCCCCAGGUACGGAUACCCUAAUGAUCAAUCUGGACGGAGCAAGGCAUAUCGCGCAAUCGCCAGAUAUUGCAGCCCAUGGCAGCCAUCGUGGCACACCCGCAGCCCACAGCCCGACAGCCCCGUCCCACGUUCCUAUCCACCGCCCUUCCAUGACCUUUCCUAAAUCGUUACCGACGGCCAACGACUUGCUAUCACCCUUCCGUCAUCAUUCUCCAACUUAG